GUGGCAAACGUCCAAAGGCCCCAACAUUUUUUGAACUAUAUCAACAGUGUUAAUAAUUACUGCACAUAUAUAUGUUUCUUAUAACAAAAUAUGACGAAUAUAAUUGAAGUAUUCUGUGAGUUAUAAAGGAAAAUCUAAAAAAUGUUUCAUUGUCCCAGGUUUCCCCUACUGUUACAGGAUGUGAGCGCUUGUUCCAGCUGUUCUGCUCAUCACACAGUUAAGUUACUUGGUGCAGGUGUUUGCAGUGACAGGCUGCAGGUGCACGAUGCUGAACCAUCACUGUGACGUCCAAUCAGCUGCGGGCUGAGGAGAUUGGAUGACGAAAGUGUUUUUCCUCUCGCACCCUUGGAUACGGGAGCAGGCCGACAGAUCUGCAGCUGCUUGUGUUCUGAGGAGUUUAUCAGUGAUGGAAAGCCUCCGCUGCUUUGAAAACCGCUUCUCCGACUACAGAGGCUUGCUGCUGCCGGCUCAGGGAGCUCCGGCGGUGGUACCAGCCAUCACCGCCACCGUGGAUAAAAUCCUGAAGAAGGUCCCCAUCGACAUCAGUGAGCAGGAUGGAGGGCUGUACGACGGCCCGGCCGGGGUGGCUUACAUGCUGUAUCACGUCAGCGAGUGUCCUCUGUUCUCCGAGAAGCGGGAGGGCUACCUGAAGACGGCCAAGCAGAUCAUAGACGUGUCGGUCAGAUACGUGGACGCGGAGCCGGACAAAAACAUGCGUGCCGCCUUCCUGCUCGGCGGGGCGGGCAUCUACGCUGUGGCCGCGAUGAUAUACAAGUCCAUGGGUCUGGCUGAUUUCGUUAAGCCGCUCACCAAAUUUCGCAACAUGUGGGAGGUGUGUGCGCCGAUCAGUUUCCUGGAGUGCGGCUCGGAUGAGCUGUUUGUGGGGCGGGCUGGGUACCUGUGUGCAGCCCUGGUCCUCAAACAGAGGCUGGGCAUAGAGAUUCUGAGCCAGUAUCAAAUCAAAUCAAUCUGUCAGGCCAUCAUCGAGUCAGGAAAACAGUACGCCAAGAGGAAGAGAAAGCCGUUCCCCCUCAUGUACUCGUACUAUGGAACAGAGUAUCUUGGUGCAGCCCACGGCCUCUCAUCGGUGCUGCAGAUGCUGCUGAGCUACCAGGACGUGCUCAGUCAGGCAGAGAGAGACCUGGUGUGGCAGAGCGUGGAUUUCCUCAUGAAUCAGGAGCAGAACUGUAACUGGCCCGCAGAGCUGGGCGCCAUCAUCCAGAGAGAGAACGAGCUGGUGCACUGGUGCCACGGGGCCCCGGGUGUGGCGUAUCUUUUCGCCAAAGCCUAUCUGAUCAAUAAGAAGCCGCAGUAUUUGGACACGUGUAUCCGCAGCGGGGAGCUUGUGUGGCAGAAAGGUCUGCUGAAGAAGGGACCUGGGAUUUGUCACGGAGUGGCAGGAAGCGCUUACGUCUUCCUCCUGCUCUAUCGGCUCACAGGCCACUCCAAAUACAUGUACCGUGCUCAGAGGUUUGCAGAGUUCCUCUUCACUGAGGAGUUUAAGUCCGGCUCCUGCUCGGUCACCAGUGUCUACAGUCUGUUCGAAGGCCUGUCAGGGACGGUUUGUUUCCUGGUCGACCUCCUGCAGCCCGACUGGUCGGAGUUCCCUCUUUUUAGCGUCUUUGUGUGAAUGGAGCCCGGCUUACUGCUGUUCACUGACCUGAACAGACACUGCUCCCUCCCUCUGAUUCCUCCACAGCUGGAUUGGUGGAAGCAUUAAGCACCUGGAUUGAAGCUGUGAUCAGAGUGGGCGUGGAGGGAUGGAUGGUAUUUGUUUGGGAUUUAGAAAAUCACAUGUGAGUACAGUUGCAGUAGAAAAAUCUUGUGUUGUGUCUAUGCUGAAGUGGAUGUUCAGCCUCAAGGCUUUACCAGAUUCACACCAAUUACUGAAACAUUCCCCAUUUCAAUGUACAGCGUACUACUAAAGCUGAGGUUUUCAAACUGCUGGGCAUGAAGCGAAGAUACUGCAUGAGAUGAAUUUGAGUCAAAACUGAGUCAAAGUCAAAAGACACACAUAUUUUUAGAUAUUGUGACUUACUCUUCUCGAGAACUUAAUACUUGUAUCAACCUGGCCUCCUAAAAAUGAUGUUGUCCUACAACAAAACUGCAUUGUCAAUUAUGUUUCAAGGUAGAAGCAUUACCUCCCAGCUUAUGUUUAUCUUUGAAAUAUCACAACUAUGUUUUAAAGCCAAAAUAAGUCCACAUAGCGAAAAGAACAGGGUGGAUGGGUAGGUCAAACAAACACAGGACUUUGCUUAUACAGGCUAAAUCCAUUGCACACCACUGACUGAAAAUUGAAACAAAUACAGGCCAAAAUAUAUUAAAAAUACAUCUUAAGCAAGUGGCAACCUCCAGGGCUUAAAACAAACCAAACAAUACAGAAGCACCAAAAAACUGCAGUUCCUCGACUGGCCACUUGAGGCUCUCUGCAAAUUUAUUUUCUCAUAGACCCCUAUGUUAAAAUGCCAAACUUUACAGUGGAGAUAAACAGAUUUUGGUACAAAAAACUGUUUUUAUCUCUAUUACUAAAUACCUAUUCAUGACAACUUUAUGAGAGGAUGCAUUUUUAUAUAACUCACCCAUAUAAAUAAUAUUAAGGAUUAAAGUUAUGCAUAAUUAAGUGCAUGGGCACUUUGAGUGGCAGGUGGGUGCUGUCACGUGUGGUGUGUUUGAGCAACCAGUGGACUUCAUUUGCAGUCCAGGGAGUAGAGUUAUCUCAAUUUCAUCUGUCAGUCUUUGAAAACCCCUCAGCUUUGGCAGUUUUUAAGAGGUAAUGCUGAGUGAUGAUUAAAGCUGCAGCACUUAAAGAUGAAGAAGAAGCUGCUCUAAAGUCAGAAAGAAACAUGCACACAUGCCAUUUAACAGCUAUAAUAAAUUGCAAUUGCACCCAAAAGAGAAAAACAAGUGUCACAUAAUGCCUUUAAACAUUUUUCUAUUGCUUCACCAGCUCAGCUUUGACCUUAAGGUUAUGUCUUUAGGGUAAUAUUGUUGUCACAACCUUAAGUGAUAAAUAUAAUGGAGAGAUUUUGAUACUGAACUUGAGGUACGACCUGGUGGAAACAAGUGCAGAUUAGGAAUGUCUUUUCAGUAGUCUCACUUUGUGCAAUAUGACUUCCAAUAAACUGUGUUAGUUACUGUAUGGGAUCCUUUAGAUGUUCAAUACUUUAUGUGUGAUUUGUUAUUACUUUUAGCCUGUUGAAUAAAUGUCAGACUGCAGGUCAAAAGAGU
Molecule: messenger RNA, 3228 nt
Organism: Centropristis striata (black sea bass)
Lineage: Eukaryota; Metazoa; Chordata; Actinopteri; Perciformes; Serranidae
Product: lanC-like protein 3
Exons: 5
Coding region: 317-1630 (437 amino acids)
Biological process (GO): carbohydrate metabolic process; peptide modification
Cellular component (GO): plasma membrane
Source: RefSeq, a predicted model, not a curated record